CCUGGGCAGAUGCGCACAGACACCUCGCAUGCCGCCACGCCAGUCCUUCCCUGGUGCCAGCUGAAGUGACAGCCAGUCCAGCAGAAUGCCCCGGGCAUCGCUGCUGACACGGCCACCAUGGGGCCGGCCUGGUGUGAAGGCGGUGGUCACCGCUGGGCUGUUUGCAACCUUCCUCUGGAACCUGAGAUGCUUCCUCAACCCCGGCAAGUUCUCCAGAGAAGCCCCCAAGCACACUGAGCCGCUUGUGGUCCUGGUGUGGGAAUGGCCCUCGAGGCAGGCCCCCAAUGUCAGCGGGGACGUCUGUCGUGAGCUGUACGGCAUCGCAGGCUGCUGGCUCACCACGGAGCAGCGGCUGCUGGGCCGGGCAGAUGUGGUGGUGUUCCCCCACACCAGGCUCCAGCCUGGCACGGACAGGCUGCCCAAGGAGAAGCCGCCAGGGCAGCACUGGGUGUGGGUCUCCCUGGAGUCCCCCUCCAAUACUAAAGCUCUAGAGAGGUGGAACCAGACCUUCAACUGGGUGAUGACCUACAGACGGGACUCGGACAUCUUCAUCCCCUAUGGCAAGCUUGUGUCCAACCAGUCAGCCACUGUGAACAUCCCUGAAAAGACCAACUUGGUGUCCUGGGUUAUCAGCAACUACCACAGGGCUCAGAAAAGAGCUGAAGUCUACAAAAACCUCUCCAGAUACCUCCAUGUGAACAUAUACGGGAAAGCAAACAAAAAGCCACUUUGCAAGGACUGCCUCUUGCCAACAACAUCCAAGUCCAAGUUCUACCUGGCCUUUGAGAACUCCAUCCACAAGGACUACAUCACUGAGAAGCUCUGGAGGAACUCGCUGAUGGCUGGCACUGUGCCCGUGGUGCUGGGGCCUCCCCGGGCCAACUAUGAGCAGUUCAUUCCUGCAGACUCAUUCAUUCACGUCGAUGACUUUGGUUCCCUGGCAGAGCUGGCCACCUUCCUGAAGACCAUGAACUCCAGCCGCUACCAGCAGUUCUUUGCCUGGCAGAAGAGGUACAGCGUGAAGCUCUACACCGACUGGAGGGAGCGAAUCUGCACCAUCUGCAUGGCCUAUCCCAGCCUGCCUCAUGGCCAUGUCUAUCCCAACCUGGAAAGAUGGUUCAACACCUAGUAUGGGGUGGUAUGUGCGGGGACCAUUGGGCAGAGGAUGCAGGGGUGGGGAGAGCGUGGGGCACCCUCCUACAGACCAGAACAUGGAGCAGAGGGGGAUAUGGGAGCCCCAACCUCUCCUCCCAGACUGGCUGUUGCCACACUGAGACCUUGAGCAACUUUGUGUGACUUCAUUUCCUGCAAAAUGGGACUAACAUCACCCCCCCUCAAAGACCCAUCACUGACCUACUUCACCAGGGUGCUGACAG
Molecule: messenger RNA, 1376 nt
Organism: Tyto alba (common barn owl)
Lineage: Eukaryota; Metazoa; Chordata; Aves; Strigiformes; Tytonidae
Gene: FUT7
Product: fucosyltransferase 7
Exons: 2
Coding region: 86-1129 (347 amino acids)
Cellular component (GO): membrane
Molecular function (GO): alpha-(1->3)-fucosyltransferase activity
Source: RefSeq, a predicted model, not a curated record